AUGGAGGGCGAGAAAGUUCUAGUUGGCGAGAAGCCAACCAAACUCACUUUCGCCGCCAACCCUGAGAAGGACGAUAAGUGGAAGGAGAUCAUCGCGGAUAUUAAACCAUUCAUCCGAUGCAACACGGGUCACUACCACUACACCACCGACCCACGAACUGCCCGACGAGUCAAGUACACCACGUUGCAAGCCGAGUUAGCAAAAGACGCUCAGCUCUCCGCCGUUGGCCCGGCUCAUCGCCGCCAAAAGGGUUCAUCAGGCCCAUCCUUACUUGAUAUGCCGGUUGAAAUUUUCGAAAAGAUCCUAUUGAUGAGCAUGGACCCACACGACUUAAAGGCUUCGAUCUACACGAAAGAAGAAGGACCAAAAUUUUCGAACCCACUACUCAUGGUAUUCGCCUACCCACGCGCGUGGAAAGCAAUCAACCUUUUCAGUGUCUGCAAGGCGUUCCGAACAAUCGCCAUCCAAAACUACGGACAACCCCUUCGACACUCGCUGCCAUUCAACCCUAAAAUGGAUAGGCUCGUGAUUGGAAACCUACUCUCAAUCAACGAGAUCCAAAACCUACUCUACGACAACGGCUGCUCAAUGUGGAUGCGAUGGAAUUUCAUAAGGUCAAAAAUCGACGAACCUUGGUUGGUAAGGGAUGGUGCCUAUUGCUACAAUAUGGCACAACAGAAAGGCGACGUCAUUGUGUCACGACAACCCAUUCCCGGAUUCUUCGACCGUAUCAAGGAAGUUUCUAUAACUUCUCUUCUUAUGGGAACUGACUCCGGCGCAAAACUCGACGACAAGGCAUGGGUGAAUAUAUUCUACGGCCUCAACAAAACCUUGCCUAAAUUAAAAACCCUCAGCCUAUCGGUUUACGAUUACGAUGACUGUGGAGCGUUUCCCCCUGACUUCAAUGUUUACAAGGCCCUGGAUGCGUGGAUGAUUGAGGGACUUUCUCGGGUUUCUACUUCUGAGGACAAACAAUUACUACCGACACGCCUUUUUCCACAGAUGGAACAUUUCGAGAUCGUCAAAAAGCGGAAAAAGUGUACGGGAUCUGUCAGGGGCUUUUAUGGUCUGAGCUUUGGCAACUGGUUAUUCUCUGGCGGCGAAAGUGAUUGGGACAUUGAGGAAUCUUAUGGUUGGAGAUAG
Messenger RNA from Hypoxylon trugodes, 1143 nucleotides. RefSeq lists its product as uncharacterized. Lineage: Eukaryota; Fungi; Ascomycota; Sordariomycetes; Xylariales; Hypoxylaceae. Bases 1 to 1143 code for a protein of 380 amino acids. The transcript has a single exon. The record is from RefSeq and is a predicted model, not a curated record.